AUGACAAAGGGGAUGAAAAGUUUAAAACAAUUAACACUCAAUUUGACAUCCAUGGACUUGAAUAGCAUCAAAAUAAUAUGUAAUAAUGGGGAAUUUGCUAAAAAUUUGACAGAAUUAAAUGUAGCCAUGAAUGGUAUUGAUUCGGAAGGUGUGAAAGUUAUUGCUUCAUGUGAACACUUGACAAAUUUAAAAAGUUUAAAUUUAUAUUACAAUCGUGUAGAUUCAGAAGGCGUGAAUUCGAUCAUCCAUAGUAAAUAUUUGAAGCAGUUGACAGAAUUGAAUUUAGGUGACAAUGAUAAUAUUGGAUCUGACAGCGUUGCAUUGCUCUCGAGUACUGACAAUUUGAAACAUUUACAAAUUUUGGAACUACAUGAAAAUAUGAUUGGUUCUGAAGGCGUGAAAUCACUAUCCAAUGCUUCCUUAUUGAAUCAAAUCACUCGUUUAAAUCUAAGCUGUAAUGACUUGUGUUCGGAAGACGUUGCCUUACUUGCCAAAAGUGAAAAUUUAAAGAAUUUAACAGAAUUGUCUCUGAGUAGAAAUGUCAUUUGUUCUCAAGGUGUGAAAUACUUGUCAGAGAGUGAUUGCACUCUACAGCGAUUAAGAGUUUUGGAUUUGAGUGAAAAUUGGUUGGACGAAGAGGCCUUGCACUUUCUCUCCACAAGUUUAAAUUUUGAGAAUUUGACUCGACUCUCUUUGGCCAAUAAUCGAUUUUUACAAGUGUUGCAACCUUCCGAUCAUGAUGAAAUGAUCAAGAUUUUUAAACAAGAAGGUCAAUCUUUGAAGAAUUUAAGAUACGUCGAUAUAUUCAUCAAUGAGAAUUGGUGA
Naegleria lovaniensis is the source of this 825-nucleotide messenger RNA. RefSeq lists its product as uncharacterized. NCBI's taxonomy places the organism in Eukaryota, Heterolobosea, Eutetramitea, Acrasida, Naegleriidae. The record is from RefSeq and is a predicted model, not a curated record. Gene Ontology annotation, molecular function: GTPase activator activity; small GTPase binding. The coding region runs from base 1 to 825 and encodes 274 amino acids. Gene Ontology annotation, biological process: nucleocytoplasmic transport; activation of GTPase activity. Gene Ontology annotation, cellular component: perinuclear region of cytoplasm; cytosol; nucleus. The transcript has a single exon.